UCAAACAGACAGCACCUAUCAAACCAAGUAUGAUCAUCUGCUCCUUCCUUUUUUCCUUUUAGGGCAUACUGCUGUCCAUCAGGAGAAGUAAUUAAUGGGUUUAUUAUGUAUGAAAGCAUCAUCCCAUCAGUUUGCUGUCUGGUUUGAAUAGCUCAUAUCAGCUCUUCAUUCAUGCCAAGUAUGCUCACUGUCCGGAGAUAUGAUAAAGCCGUACCUUCUUCGGAUUUUUCCCUCACCAUUCACAAAACAGUGUACCAGGACUAUGUGUCUCAGAGGCACAAGGAGGACAGAAGAAGAAAUCCCUUCAUCCUCUACAGAAAGGAAGCUAAUGGACUGAAAAGUUGGUAAAGGGAAAAGCGAGGGAAGCAAGAGAGUGCAAGAGAACAUCCAUCCGUGCUUCAGCAGUCCGGAUAAUUUUUUCAAAGCACCGUGGUUUGGGAGCAUGUGUCAUUCUGAAAUAUGGACAGCAGAACUUUUCUAGAAGAUAAGAUGGCUAUAGAAAGAACCACGAUUUCUCACUGCUGAAACAGUCAAUGAAUUUUUAAUAAGUUCUGAACAUUCAAGUUGUCUGUGGCCGAUCAACUGCUGUUGUCAGAUAGAGAAAGGCAAAAUUCACUUCUAUCUCUAUAAUCCUAUCCAAAUGGAAUCUCCAUCUAUUGCCUGCUGUCUGGACUAAUGCUACAGGAUUACCAGGAAUACAGAUAGACAGACACUGCAAGAAAUAAAACACAGUGGUGAAAGACGAAAGGGAAGUAGAGAAGGCAUUUCAGGUACUGAAGCUUACUAUUUACAGCCAGAGUUCAAAUUACUGAGCUUCAAACCAACAACUGUCAGAAGUUGGCCAAGGAGAGGUGAGACAAGAGAACAGUCUAGUCCUACAACUUAAUCCUAAAAUAAGGUCUUGCACCAGGAUGGAAGGGGAAUCUUACCACAAUGCAACCACUGUCAAUGGCACCCCAGUGAAUCACCAGCCUCUGGAGCGUCACGGGCUGUGGGAAGUCAUCACCAUUGCUGCUGUGACUGCCGUGGUAAGCCUGAUCACCAUUGUGGGCAAUGUCUUAGUCAUGAUCUCCUUCCAAGUGAACAGUCAGCUGAAGACGGUGAACAACUAUUACCUGCUCAGCUUAGCCUGUGCAGACCUCAUCAUUGGGAUCUUCUCCAUGAACCUCUACACCACCUAUAUCCUCAUGGGACGCUGGGCUCUCGGGAGUCUGGCUUGUGACCUUUGGCUUGCACUGGACUACGUGGCUAGCAAUGCUUCCGUCAUGAACCUCCUGGUGAUUAGUUUUGACCGUUACUUUUCUAUCACAAGACCCCUGACCUAUCGGGCCAAGCGCACGCCCAGAAGGGCUGGCAUCAUGAUUGGCUUGGCCUGGCUGGUCUCCUUCAUCCUCUGGGCCCCAGCAAUCCUCUGCUGGCAGUACCUGGUUGGGCAGCGGACAGUACCAGCAGAUGAGUGCCAGAUUCAGUUCCUCUCGGAGCCCACCAUCACUUUUGGCACUGCCAUUGCUGCCUUCUACAUCCCUGUUUCUGUCAUGACAAUCCUCUACUGCCGAAUCUACCGGGAAACAGAGAAGCGGACCAAGGACCUGGCUGACCUGCAGGGCUCUGACUCCAUGGCCGGAGCCGAGAAGAGAAAGCCAGCCCACAAAGCCCUGCUCAGGUCCUGCCUCAGCUGCCCUCAACCCACACUGGCCCAGAGGGGAAGGAACCAAGCCUCGUGGUCAUCCUCCCACAGAAGCACCUCCACCCCUGGGAAGCCGUCCCAAGCCAGUGGCCCAAGCCUGGAGUGGGCGAAAGCUGAGCCGCUCACAACCUGCAGCAGCUAUGCCUCCUCAGAGGAUGAGGACAAGCCCACCGCUGACCCUGUCUUCCAGCUGGUCUAUGAGACUCAAGGCAAGGAAAGCCCCAGGGAAGAAUGCCAUGCUAAAGAGACCAAGGAAACUUUUGUGAAAGCUCUAACUGCAAAAAACAACUAUGACGCCCAGAAAUGCUUCCUGUCUCCAACUGCUGCUCACAGACCCAAGAAUCAAAAAUGUGGGGCCUAUAAGUGCCGAUUAGUGGUAAAGGCUGAUGGGACCCAGAAGACCAACAAUGGCUGCCACAAGGUGAAAAUCAUGCCCUGCUCCUUCCCAGUGUCCAAGGACUCUUCCCCAAAAGGCCUUGAUCCCAACCUCAGCCACCAAAUGACCAAACGGAAGAGAAUGGUCCUGGUCAAGGAGAGGAAAGCAGCCCAGACCCUGAGUGCCAUUCUCCUGGCCUUUAUCAUCACGUGGACUCCGUAUAACAUCAUGGUCCUGGUCUCCACCUUCUGUGACAAAUGUGUUCCGGUCACCUUGUGGCACUUGGGUUACUGGUUGUGCUACGUCAACAGCACUGUUAACCCCAUUUGCUAUGCCCUCUGCAACAAAACCUUCAGGAAAACCUUUAAGAUGCUGCUGCUUUGCAGAUGGAAAAAGAAAAAAGUAGAAGAAAAGUUGUACUGGCAGGGGAACAGCAAGCUCCCCUGAAAAGUAAACAACUCCCCUCAAAAGAAUGGCCAUAAUCAGCUUCCUCUAAAGAUGGAUGAGCUGAUUCUCAUUUAUUUAAUUUCAAAAAAGACAUCUUCCAGUUUGAGCCUCUGAGGGCUUCAUAAAGGCCUGAGGUCUGUUGCCAAAAAGGAGUCACAGCUGCCACAAUCACUGCCAUGUUGAAUGAUUCCUGACUAUGACCAAGGCUGCCUGACACCAGUGGAGUUUGCAGCUGAGGUACAGAGACAGACUCAUGGCCUUUCAUAGGAGCAGGCAGGCUGGGCCACCAGGAGCAAUGACUUAGACAGCUUAUGCCUGACCUUCUGGCAGAGCAGCAGAGACUGGGUGGAAAGCUUUCUCUGUGGAAACCUGUCACAGAGUUUUGUGCAAUAUGUGUUAUGAAGUAAUCUUGUGCCAAUGAGAACCAGAAGACUGUAAGUCAGUGUCACCUGCUAACAAAAGUGACAUUCAAAUGGCUUCUAAGACUCCAUUUCUUUAUCAACUCAUCAGUAUUUAUUACACAGCUAUUAUGUGUUCUGUACCAUGGUAUGUUUUCCUGUCCCUACAUCUGAGUAAAGAUCUUGCUUCUCCCUUUCCCAGCUGAUGCCAGUUCCUGGCACCCAGUGAAACCAUCCUGGCCUCCACAGAGCCAGCCUUCCUCUCGGAAUCCUGGCUCUGGAAGGACUGAUCACACCAAUCCUUUAAAGGGGUCUCUGUUCUGCAAAUAAGAUGACCAAGUCUCCUUGGCCAGUUAUUUUAGUUUUUACCAGUAGGAAUUUUUCCUUUUACCUAAACAAAUAUCACAUAUUCUAUUUCAUGCCAAUUAGACCCAUUUAGUCAUGCUCUGUUUUGAGAUGACUAGUUGUAUAAUAGCCCUUCACUGCAUUAAGAUAUUCUCCAAGUUACUCAGUCACGGUUCUCUUAAAUUGUUUUUAGAGGUCUUUCCUCUUCAAAAGUCAAACCUGAGGCAAAAUGUAGAAAACAAAUUUGGUUUCACUCUGUGCUUUCAAACUUUCUCCAGAGCUCUUUUGUAGGCCCCCAAUUUCCCUCAUCCAGACCCCAGUUCACAUUCAGACACAAGCAGGUCACUGUGCUGCCUUGAGUCAGAAGUGCUACUUGGAGGGAUGGUCUGGGAAAGGCUUUCUUUUUUUUUUUAAUUUCCUUCAAAUCAUGGCUCAGAAAUGACUUAUUCAUUCCUCUCAAAAUUUACCAUCAAAGAUGAAAAGCCCAGAAAAGUACAGUUGAGGCCCAGCAAAGCAGGAUAUGAUCACUAAAAAUGAAAGUCUCAUCUUUAAAAACAAAAUGUAAGUCACAAUAAUGUACAAAAAUAAAAGUUAUCAACAUGACACACUUUAGAGUAUCAGAAUGACAAAAAAAACUAACUUUUGGAAUCUAUGUAAGAACUCAUUGAAUCUAAGAUUUUUUUUUGAUAAUUCUGAAAAUAAAUCAACGUGCAAGAAAUUGAACCUUUAAUGGUGCCUACAGCUAACAAGGGAGCACAAGGAAAGCAGUGUAGCACACAACCAGAAUUUUAAACAUGAAACGCUCCUGUCAGAGAGCUCAUUAUUUAACUUGUUGACUACAUCUGUGGUGGUUUAAAAAUCUCCAGACUUUAUUUCAUUUAAUACAGGCCAGUUCUUUUUCAGCCUCAUUCACUAAGGGGAUGUAAAAAUAGCUGAAUUAGUUGUCCUGGGAAUUAGGUAUAUACUUGUGUACAGGAAAGCUUCAAUCUACCACUGAAAAGCAAAUCAGCCUCUUACAUGAAGCCCAAAGAGGGCUUUAGGGCAGUAGAACCCAGGCAGGACAAAGCUGGUACAUCGAGGCUUCUCCUCCAGCCCUGUGGGGACUUGAUGUUGAGAUGAAACACUUAGAAGUAACAUAGUUGUUGAGCCUUUAUGAAGGGCAGGUUGACACCUGCCAGAAAUUUGGUAGAGAAUAUUAAUUGGCUCAGUUCUCCAGGACAGAGGCUCCCAGGCCUAUGUGAUACCAACAGGGUGUGAUUUCAGAGCAAACCUGUUCCACCAGCUCUAGAUAUGCAGUUGAUUCUUUUAGUUCAAGGCUUUGAUUUCUGAAAAAAAUGAAAAUCCCUCCAAGAAUGGCACUUUGGGCCCAUGGUGGGCAUUCACCGGUCACCGUAGAGAAACAAGCUAAUUCAAACAAAAGAAUACAGAACAGGGUGGGGGCGGGGUGGGGCAAGGGGUUAGGAGCACACUUUCACACUCUAUAAUUGCCUAGGAAUUAGUCUUUUUUGUCCAUCACUUUGUGAAAUUGAGAGCCCUAUGCUUCCUUCCUUAUCACUGGUUUGGGAAGCACUUGUUUUUGCAGACUACCUGUGAGCCUUGAAAUAGAUGAGGGAAAAAAAAGCCCCAAACUACUAGAAGAAACUGGACUUCUUUAAAAUAGGACCCUCAGAAUUAGCAGAUCCUGUUGUAAACUACAGG
Messenger RNA from Manis javanica (Malayan pangolin), 4951 nucleotides. It is a transcript of the gene CHRM5, whose product is annotated as cholinergic receptor muscarinic 5. The record is from RefSeq and is a predicted model, not a curated record. NCBI's taxonomy places the organism in Eukaryota, Metazoa, Chordata, Mammalia, Pholidota, Manidae. Gene Ontology annotation, cellular component: dendrite; synapse; plasma membrane. Gene Ontology annotation, biological process: G protein-coupled receptor signaling pathway, coupled to cyclic nucleotide second messenger; chemical synaptic transmission; adenylate cyclase-inhibiting G protein-coupled acetylcholine receptor signaling pathway. Gene Ontology annotation, molecular function: G protein-coupled acetylcholine receptor activity; G protein-coupled serotonin receptor activity.